Molecule: messenger RNA, 2469 nt
Organism: Exserohilum turcica Et28A
Lineage: Eukaryota; Fungi; Ascomycota; Dothideomycetes; Pleosporales; Pleosporaceae
Exons: 3
Coding region: 1-2469 (822 amino acids)
Source: RefSeq, a predicted model, not a curated record
AUGGCACGCAUCACUGUCAUUCCCGCGCUUCCAAUGUUACCAAGCUCCCACAACACCUUGGAAUGGAGCUUCUCUUCUGAUCUGGAGUCAGAGAUAACUACCCUCGCGGGCUGGUGUCAAGUCAAGCAGCAACAGAGGGCGCCUCUCUCUUUUACCGUGGAUGGCAGUGAAGACAGUGUGGAUAAUUUGAUCGGCGAGACAGAAUGCACCAAUCUCCUCGCUCCACUCUCCUUGGAUGGCGACGCAGCAAUUAAAAAAGACUUUCUCGAUCGCCUUGCCGAGCUACUUUGCUACAAGAAAGACCCUUCAUUGAUCACCAGUACAGCGUUGCUUUAUACUGAGACAGAAGCAACCAUUGUGGCUGCUCGAAAUUCAACGUCUGAGAGGAAAACUUGGUCUGACAAAGAUAUCAACCUUCUCAAAUACUUGGUCGAAAUCCUCGAGAUAAUCUCGGCUGAUGACAGUUUCGAGCACGACCCGCUUCAAGCACUGCAAAGUACUUUGCUUGAUAGUUUUCCGCCAAGGAUGGUCAAAAUAUGGUCGUUGCCCAAGGAAGAGUUUCCAGUGACUACGAAGCUAGGACAAAGGUUCCAAGAAGAAGUGAAGAAGCGCAAGCAUAUCCAUGCCGAGAUGAUGCUCAUGGCUUACCUUGUCGGCUGUAGGGGUCUCAGCUCGGAAGUUUUCCCAUAUCUUGGGGUAAGCAAGAAGACGUGCCUUCUUUGUGGGCACAUGCUCCGGGAAGUGAACUUCUUCGAAACCCGAGGAAACCAUGGGAAGUGCUAUUCGCAAUGGACAUUUCCCCACACGCUACAAACGAAUCCUGAGGCCGCAGAGAAACUACAGUCGGCUAUUCAGCGCUUACGAGACAUUCUUCGUGGUGAGGUGAUAGAACGCGACGUACCUUACCGUGAUGCAGAGAAGGAGUCGGCGAUGGCUGUUCCUAUUUCGCCUACGUAUGAGAGAACAGUGACGCUUUUCAAUAGCGUGAUUGAAGACCCUAGACUUCUUUCAAGAGAGAGCGAGUGGCUAAGCAUGCCUCAAAAACGCGCUAGGGAAGCCAAUAACGGCAACAGAUCAGUUGAGCCUUUCCAUGAACAGGAUAGCGACAGUACAUCAGAAUGCGACAUCGAGAAAGCUGAAACUACAAGUCCAAAAUUCUGCGCUUUCUGUAAGGUCACCUCCAAGCCUACUUUUGUUUGUAACAAGUGUGGAGGUGCCGCCCAUUGUUCCAUCGAUUGCUACCGUUCCGAUUGGCAUCAACACAAGUUUUCCUGCAGGUUGGGAAGACCAGUUGACGCCACGGAUGAUUUGGUGCUCGCUUGUCAUACAAACAAAUUCCCCUCUGAUGACGACGUUUUGCACAAGUAUGGUUUUAUGUCUUUUACAUCUGGGUAUGAUCGGUGCAGGCUCUUCAAUCUUUACCGCCGGCUUGUAGUCCACUGGGAAAUUGACGAGGACGAGCUGCGUAGUGCGGUAAACAAUAAUAAGCUCAAAGAGAUGCUUAUAUGUCGAUGUUCGCAAACCAAGGAUCCUGACUUGCAGUGGCUUAAGAAUGUGGAGAGUUUUGAGGCUAAAGCCAAGGAGGGGGAACUGUCCACUCUCAUUGAAGCUGCUAAGAGAAAGCUAUUAAGUCCUGACGAAAACAAGGUACCAAUCACCGAACUUCAGCCUCUGGAAAAGCAACGAGCGCUUGUCUUCUAUGCACAGAUCCAAAAUGGAUUCAUGAUAGAUGUGGAUGAAGACAACUGGAUCUCAUUGGGCUUUUGCACGCGCACCAACUGCAACUCAGAACAGCAACUUGCUUGGGCAUACAAAUUGCUUAUCGCGCGUUGCUCACUCGAUGAGUUCUGGACCGCUAUGGCGGAGUCCAAGAUGGCGGAAUUAUUCUCAAAAUAUACACUCACCGGUCAGAUCUCACAAAUGCGCAAUUUCAAGGACCUCAAGGAUAUUGUAAAGAAGCGACAUCAGAGCGUGUGGGAGCUGAAACGAUUUACACGCAUGAACGCAGCAGAUCCGCACCGAGCCGUUGUAAACGACUACGGAUUCAUGAACUGCGAGGAUGCACGCCAACGCAUGCAGCUUCGAGAUAUAUACCAGAAAUACUUUGAAAGAGGCGAGAAUGAGAUGAAGCUUCAUGAGGCAUGCAUUUCUGGAACUCUAGGUAGCUUCCUCGAGUCGGUCUUGGGGAACCUUAGAGUGGGCAGAGACCUUUUUCGCAAUCCUUAUCCCUUGCAAAACUCCACCCUGAUGGGAAUGGUGACUGAUGUCGUUUUAGUGUGUACACAGUCUAUGUUGGACCAGGUGAAAGCCUUCAAGGAGGAUGGUCAGGAGUUAUUUGUCAUUCCGGAUACUAUGGAAGACGAGAUGAUGAGACACGUGCACGAGCGUGCUGCAUUUUUAGGUACAGGUGUGAGAAAGCGGUAUCGGUCUGGACUACAUGGCAAAAUUUGCGAGGAAUUGUCAUUCUAG